CGCACAACCAACUGUCCACGUAGAAGUUUUCGUCGCUGAUAAAUAACCUCGAUGUUGGGUCAAACAUUUCACUUGAGGACAUGAUGAGGUGUCAAGUGUUUCUUCUUCUGCUCGUUCCUAUUCAGGUUUUUACUUUUGACUUUUCUUCACGUUGGCAAACCGGAAAUGGAAACGAAAGUCAAGCGCUGGCCGAUGAUGGCGAUGACGCGUGGCCAACCUUGGACAAGGAGAGAAUGCUGCCUCGCGACGGCAUUUCUGGUCGGAUCAUCGGCGGCACCAACGCCAUCCUGUCCCAGUUUCCGUUCUUCGCACUUAUUCAUCACAACUCCAACCCGCAGUGCGGCGGCUCGUUGAUCUCCACAGAGUGGGUCAUGACGUCGGCCCGGGGCCUUCAGGGGACACAGCUGAAUAGCUACGUAAUAUAUUUGGGAAAUUUGGCGAGUCAAACGCCGUUCUCGUCAGGGUACGUCAUGGUGGUGCCAAUCGCCAUUUUCGUCCACGAGCUGUACACCGCGACCAAUUACCAAAACAACAUUGCCCUGCUGCAAAUCCCCGCAGUCACCUUGACGGCCAACAUCCAGCCGGUGACGCUCGCCCUCGACGCCACCAACAAUUUCAACGGCCAGGUCGCCACCCUCAUGGGAUUCGGAAAAAUUGCCGACACCGGAGGUUCGGCGUCCUCAACGACUCUGAGGUUUAUUGACAUAACUGUGAACGACGGGACACUGUGCACGUCAGCCUUCGGAUCUGGGUCUUACACAAGCUCCAACCUUUGCGCAAAAGAUCCCAAUGGCGUGAAAGCGCCUUGCGGGACACGAGAUUACGGUGAUCCACUGGUGUACCUUGAUGGAAGCAACAAUUGGAUACAAAUUGGUAUUGUAUCCGAUAUCUCAAACCAAUGCUUGGCAAAAGCGACGAGCUUCACGCGCGUUGCUGCAUUUACAGCGUGGAUUGCAUCAAAAAUGCCAACAACUACAUCCACAACAACAACCCCAACAACAACAACAACACCUACAACAACUACCACAACACCAACGACGACGACUCCCACAACAACAACGACGUCUCCAACUACAGCAGCACCUACCACAACCACAACUGAGCCAACAACAACGACUCCCACAACAACAACGACCCCCACAACAACAACGACGACUCCAACUACAGCAGCACCUACCACAACCACAACUGAGCCAAUAACAACCACAUCGGACACAACUACACCCACGGCAGAGCCUACAGCACCACCAGCAGAGUCAACAACCACAUCAGAUACGACUACACCUACAGCACCACCAGCAGAGUCAACAACCACAUCGGACACAACCACACCCACAGCAGAGCCUACAGCACCACCAGCAGAGUCAACAACCACAUAUGAUACGACUACACCUACAGCAGAGCCAACAGCACCACCAGCAGAGUCAACAACCACAUCGGACACAACUACACCCACGGCAGAGCCUACAGCACCACCAGCAGAGUCAACAACCACAUCAGAUACGACUACACCUACAGCACCACCAGCAGAGUCAACAACCACAUCGGACACAACCACACCCACGGCAGAGCCUACAGCACCACCAGCAGAGUCAACAACCACAUAUGAUACGACUACACCUACAGCAGAGCCAACAGCACCACCAGCAGAGUCAACAACCACAUCAGAGAUAACUACACCCACAGCAGAGCCUACAGCAGCAACAGCUCAGCCAACAACAACUACAGUAGCAGUACCGCCAGUGCCGCAACCUGGAAACUGUUCGUUUCCCAGUUACAAGAAAAUGUUCAAGUGUUGCAAGAACGGGCCUAAAAGUCUGGUUUCCAGCAAAAACUCUAAGACCUCGUGCAGCUCGACCAACGGAGCUUUGAACGCGUUCAACGUCUUCUCGCUGAACAAGCAGCAACUUCUCCUCAAUUCUCCGGCCAACUCGAUCCGCUUCCAAAGUCAACAGGUCAAACUGGCCUUUGGCAAAGACGCCUGCUUUGUCAAUUGUUACUUGAUGAAAAAGAAGAUCAUGUCUGCGCAAUACGUAAUCGACGAGACCAAGCUGGCCAAAUUUCUGACCGCCAGACAAACGUGCAGCUUUUGGAAAAAGACUAUUUCAGCCGCAGCGUCCGAAUGCAUUUCCACUGUCGGAGCACUUGACAUUCCCGACUUCAUCUGGCAAAAUCAAAAUUGCCCUGGAAAUGCGUUCGUCGUGGUGCAGUGCGUCCUCCUCAGAACGAUCCACAGCUGCCCGAACACAGUAUCGAGCAUUUCGUGCAUAACAAGGUACCAACUGUUCAACAAGUGCUACCCAAACAUUCUUACUCAGGCAAUAUGAAUGAUGAUUACGAAGGCCUGGUCUGAUACAUUGAAAAUUUUGAUUCAGUCCACAAUUUUGUGUUUCAUAUAUUUGUGUAUUUUUUUUUAUAGCGAGUUUUUUUUAAUCUGUAUGAAAAAGUAAAUCUUUGGUUCGGUUUUUAAGUUUUGAACCAUAAAUAACUUUGCACGAAAGAAUUGAUUUUCCUUUUAAAGACCCAGCACUCCAUUAUUCUGAAGGGUUGUAAUUUUAUGAAAAAUUUUUCUAAAAAAUAAAAUGACAUUGCAUCAAUGAUGCAGGCAGAA
Neocloeon triangulifer is the source of this 2611-nucleotide messenger RNA. Its product is annotated as mucin-2-like. NCBI's taxonomy places the organism in Eukaryota, Metazoa, Arthropoda, Insecta, Ephemeroptera, Baetidae. The record is from RefSeq and is a predicted model, not a curated record. Gene Ontology annotation, molecular function: serine-type endopeptidase activity; odorant binding. The coding region runs from base 81 to 2327 and encodes 748 amino acids. Gene Ontology annotation, biological process: proteolysis. The transcript is spliced from 15 exons.